GACGAUUAAAAAAAAAUAAAAUAAUUUUAACUAAACAAACCGAAUAAAUUCUAAUAACAUUUAAAUAUAAAUAAUAAUAAUAAUAGUUAUAAUGGAGUUUGUAUUCAGUUCUUUAACUUACUUGUUGCUUUUCGUGUUAACUGCGGUAUUGUUGUUCCUGAUUCGAGAUGAAUUGAAAACAAAACAAGUGGACCACAACGCGGGUUUCGUCGAUCCACCCGCACCCAAAGCGUGGCCGAUAAUUGGCCAUUUAUACUUGAUGGCACGUUAUAAGGUUCCGUAUCGAGUGUUCGACGAGAUUAUGGCCGACUUGGGAUCCGUUUUCCGUUUGGACUUGGGAUCGGUACCUUGUGUUGUCAUCAAUGGAUUAAACAAUAUUCGCGAGGUGUUAAUGAUAAAAGGCGACCAUUUCGACAGCCGUCCUUCAUUUCGUCGAUUCAACCAGUUGUUCAAAGGCGAUAAAAACAAUUCUCUGGCAUUCUGCGACUGGUCUCAACUACAAAAAACCCGACGAGAGCUACUUAGAGCUCAUACUUUUCCCAACACUACGUCCAACAUGUAUACCCGACUGGACAAGUGUUUGAAAACCGAAUUGGCCGAUUUCACAGAUACCAUAGACACUAUGACCGACACCGGGUGUGUAGACAUCAAAAACAUGUUGCUUCAUACUUGUGCCAACGUGUUCAUGUCGUACUUUUGUUCCACCCGAUUCUCCAGAUCAUACGACAAGUUCAGGGAGUUUAUACGAAAUUUUGAUGACGUGUUUUACGAGGUAAACCAAGGAGCACCUUGUGACUUUCUACCCAGUUUGAUGCCGCUGUACCAUUGGCAUUUCAAAAAAAUUAGAGCCUGGAGUUCAAAAAUACGCAAUUUCAUGGAAACCGAAAUAUUCAACAAAAGGAGAGCUGCAUGGGUUCCAGGCACCAAGCCUGUGGAUUUCGUGGACAAUUUGCUUGACGCUGUCACGCAACCUGACCGGGACGACGGAUUCGACAUAAACAUCGGGCUCUUUUCGCUAGAGGAUAUUAUCGGUGGUCAUUCAGCCAUCACGAAUUUCAUCGUCAAGACAUUAGGAUUUCUAGUGGACAGACCGGAUGUACAGCGGCGCAUACAAGAGGAAGCGGAUGCCGUGAUCCAGGCCUCCGGGUCAAUUGGGCUUUCCGACCGAUCUCAGAUGCCGUACACCGAGGCCGUUAUUUACGAAUCUCUACGGCUGAUCGCCUCGCCCAUCGUACCGCAUUUGGCCAACAGAGACACGUCGGUCGAUGGUGUACGAAUCCCGAAAGGCACGACUGUGUUCUUAAACAAUUACAGUCUACACAUGAGCCCGGAACUGUGGGACAGCCCCGAACACUUCAGCCCGGAGAGGUUCAUAAACGCGGAAGGGAGGUUAGAAAAACCGGAAUACUUCAUACCGUUCAGUGGUGGAAAACGGUCAUGCAUGGGAUACAAGUUGGUGCAGCUAUUGUCGUUCUGCACUAUUGGAACGCUGUUGAACAAGUACACGCUGCUUCCGGUCGAAGACGUAUCGUACGCCGUACCAAAAGGGAACCUAGCAUUGCCGUUCGUUACUUUUCCCUUCCGCCUCAGACCCAGGAAACAGUGAGUCAAAAUCUGUUUGAAAUGCAGGUGAUCCUACAGUGGAUACGAAGAUGACACGCGUCCAGCGGCACAGGUUACGCUUUUGUGUGUGUGUGUGUGUGUGUGUGUGUGUGUGUAUGUGUGUGUGUGUGUGAGUGUGUGUAUGUGUGUAUGUGUGUGUGUGUGUGCACGCGCGUUCGUGUACGUUUAUAUUAUGUGUGAUAAUGUGUGUGUGUAUGGCAAUUAUUUGAUGAGUCCUGCGUAACUUUAGGCCCGCUCCUAUUAAUGUGUUAGGAGUGUGAGGUUUUGCAGUUACGUGAGACGAUAACGUGUAAUAGCUAUAGCUCGUCCAUCCGUAUAUAGUAAUAGCGAUUACUG
Rhopalosiphum maidis (corn leaf aphid) is the source of this 1959-nucleotide messenger RNA. Its product is annotated as cytochrome P450 307a1-like. The record is from RefSeq and is a predicted model, not a curated record. Gene Ontology annotation, molecular function: oxidoreductase activity, acting on paired donors, with incorporation or reduction of molecular oxygen; monooxygenase activity; heme binding. Lineage: Eukaryota; Metazoa; Arthropoda; Insecta; Hemiptera; Aphididae. The transcript has 3 exons. The coding region runs from base 92 to 1606 and encodes 504 amino acids.